AUGGUGUCUUACAAUUACCUUUUUAAAACCAUUAUCGUCGGCGACAGUGGCGUGGGCAAGUCAUGCUUUCUUCUUCAAUUUAUUGACAAGCGCUUUGAACAGACCCAUGACGUGACGGUCGGCAUCGGUUUCGAAGCUCGGAUGAUUACGAUCAAUAACAAGCUGAUCAAAUUAUAUAUAUGGGACACUGCCGGUCAAGAAAGAUUCAGGUCUGUUACUAGGUCUUUCUACAGAGAAGCCGUAGCUGCAUUACUUGUGUAUGAUACAACUCGGAAGGAGACCUUUAAACAGUUGGCUUUAUGGUUGAAAGAGUUAAGGGAACAUGCUGACUCAGAUGUGACAAUUGUGUUGGUCGGAAAUAAGUGUGAUCUUAAUGGGAAAAGAGAAGUGAGUACCGAAGAAGGCGAACAAUUUGCUAAAGAGAAUGGGCUGAUCUUCUUGGAAGCUUCAGCGGAAAUGGGUCUAAAUGUUAAGGAGGCGUUUGAAGAAGCAGCGAAGAGUGUGUGCAAGAAGGUUGAAGAUGGAGUUUUUGAUUUGAAUAAUGAGCAUCGUGGGAUAAAAGUAGGAAGAUACAGUGGGAAUGUUGAUGGACGAUCUGGUUCCUCUUCUAAGGCUAAAUGCCCUUUUUGUUUCUUUUGA
Messenger RNA from Neltuma alba, 639 nucleotides. RefSeq names its product ras-related protein Rab-2-B-like. Gene Ontology annotation, molecular function: GTPase activity; GTP binding. The transcript has a single exon. The coding region runs from base 1 to 639 and encodes 212 amino acids. Lineage: Eukaryota; Viridiplantae; Streptophyta; Magnoliopsida; Fabales; Fabaceae. The record is from RefSeq and is a predicted model, not a curated record.